Adineta ricciae is the source of this 843-nucleotide messenger RNA. The record is from the annotation of a GenBank genome assembly. NCBI's taxonomy places the organism in Eukaryota, Metazoa, Rotifera, Eurotatoria, Adinetida, Adinetidae.
AUGACGACGCAAAAGCCAGCACGGGUUACUCCGAGAAAUAUUCAAUUCAAUGAUAGUGUGGAUAUCAGACAAAUUCCACGAAAUGACGAGGGUGGACAAGGUUUCGAUGAGCAAAGCUGGAAUCCAAAUUUACAUAAUAAAGGUGUAUUCAAUGAUAAACCCAAAAAGCAGAAAAAAGUUGUCAUUGCCAUUGUUGUAACUGGUGUUAUUAUUCUGGCAAUUGUGGUUGCAGUUGUCGUUGGUGUGAUAGUUAGUCAGAAAUCAUCGACCACCGCUGAUAACUCGCUUUCAUAUAAUCAAGCGUGCAGUCCAGGCUCAAAUCAAUGCAUUUCAUCGAAGGGUCUCUAUUGUCCAAGUGGAUUUUGUGUGUGUAGUUCGGGUACAAUGUGGAAUCCAGCGAAUAGUACAUGUUCCUUUGCGAAAUAUAAUGGCAGCUGUACAUCACCAAGUCAAUGUGAUUCAAGUCGAGGUCUUUCUUGUAAUAACAGUCAAUGUGUAUGUGACGCAGCUAACUAUUGGAAUUAUAACUUUCAACAAUGCUAUCCACGGCUUAAUUAUUCCGAACCCUGCACAUUUGACAGUGAUUGUAUUCCAACAUUAAGCUGUCCAACGGUGGCAGGUGUAUGUAACUGUUCACGAUACUUAGGAGAUUAUACUUGUAAUUGUGCUAACACUCAAUACUUUGAUCCAGCUUCGAAUCAAUGCGUCAGUCGCGCUUCAUAUGGUGGUUCAUGUACAGCAUCACUUAAUUAUACAUGUCUUAUAUCGCUUCAAUGUCCUUCGGGAACAUGCAAUUGCCCGACAGGUACAAGUUGGAAUGCCACAGCCACAGUUUGCAAUUAG